AUGCCUCCACCCCUUCGCGGCACUAAGAUCCUCGAUCUCACACGCGUCCUUGCUGGGCCCACCGCGACGAUGCUCCUGGCAGACCUUGGUGCGGAUGUGAUAAAGGUGGAAGAGGUCACUCGUGGAGACGACACUAGAUCUUGGUCACCGCCGUCCGCUCCGCUUUCGCCAUCUGCCCCCGCGGAGACGUCCCACCUCCCGCCGGAAUCCGCUUACUUUCUCGCUGUCAAUAGGAACAAACGGUCUCUCACCGUCAACUUCAAGCAUCCCGAAGGACUGGCCAUCCUGCACAAAUUGAUCCGCCGCGCCGACGUGCUCGUUGAGAACUACAUCUCCGGAAAGCUAGCAACCAUGGGCUUAGGCUGGGAAGACUGUCAUAAGCUGAAUCCCCGGCUUAUAUAUGCGAGUAUCACAGGAUACGGUCAGACUGGGCCAUAUUCUCAGGCAGCAGGAUACGAUGUCAUCAUCGAAGGCGAAGCUGGCCUUAUGCACAUCACUGGUGAGCCCGACGGAAACCCUUGCAAGGUCGGCGUGGCGGUCACAGAUAUCGCUACUGGGUUAUACGCCCAUGGUGCUAUCAUGGCUGCUCUAUUGUCCAGGCAGCAAACUGGCAAGGGCGUGUGGAUUGAUUGCAAUCUUUUUGAGUCACAGUUAGCUGGACUUGCGAACAUCGCAUCAAACUACUUGAUAGCUGGCCAGGAAGCAGGGCGGCAUGGCACAUCACAUCCUUCAAUUGUUCCGUACCAAGUCUUUCCGUGCAAGGAUGGUUUCAUCAUGAUUGGUGCUGGGAAUGACAGACAGUUCAGGAUCCUAGCUGAAAAGAUUCUUGAACAACCUGAGCUUGCUUCCAGUGCAAAAUUUGUUGACAACCGAUUAAGAGUUGCCAACAGGCAGGAGCUAGUUGAGAUUAUCACAAAGAAGCUGAUGCAGCAAAGUAGGCAUUAUUGGCUGCAAAAAUUCUCUGGCCUGGGAAUACCAUUUGGUCCAAUCAACAAUAUUGAGCAAACUUUUCAGCAUCCUCAAGCAGUUGCACGCAAAGUAAUAGUGGAAGUAGAGCAUUCAAGGGCAGGAAGGGUCAAGCUUGUAGCACCAGCUGUGCAUUACAAUGGUAAGAGAAUGCCAAUAGAAAGACCACCACCUUGGCUAUCACAACACACAUUUGAGAUUCUACAAGAUGUGGGUUAUAGUGAACUUGAGAUGCAGGAUCUAAGGAGAAGGCACAUUGUAUAA
This is a messenger RNA of Laetiporus sulphureus 93-53, 1230 nucleotides long. RefSeq names its product CAIB/BAIF family enzyme. The record is from RefSeq and is a predicted model, not a curated record. Bases 1 to 1230 code for a protein of 409 amino acids. Lineage: Eukaryota; Fungi; Basidiomycota; Agaricomycetes; Polyporales; Laetiporaceae. Gene Ontology annotation, molecular function: catalytic activity. The transcript is spliced from 9 exons.